Molecule: messenger RNA, 1303 nt
Organism: Lutra lutra (Eurasian river otter)
Lineage: Eukaryota; Metazoa; Chordata; Mammalia; Carnivora; Mustelidae
Product: proline-rich protein 2-like
Exons: 2
Coding region: 1-534 (177 amino acids)
Source: RefSeq, a predicted model, not a curated record
AUGAUCCCCACGGAUGCAGUUUUCCUCACAGAGAAGCUGACAGCACCCGGGCCGCGCCCCGACAAGCCCCCGAGCAAGCCCCCGGCGUCAGGACCGCCCCGCGCACCGGGCAGUCGAACGGACGCAGCAGCUGCGGCGCAGGAACGCGCGGGAAGGAACCACCCGGCCGGCCUCCCACCACUUCUCUCUUCGUCGUCGGGUCGGAGGCCCGGGGCAGGGAGCCCAAACCGGAGCCAGACGGCAGCGACGCCAGAGACUCGGUCCCGGGCUCCCAGGGGUUUACCGACGCAGGGGAACGGAGACCCCGGGGGCCUGGGGCCGAGCAGCACGCGGUCUACUCCGCCCGGCCGCCGCCUCCCGCGACCCGCGCGCGGCACGCGGCCGGGAAACCACCUUCCGUGCGUCGGGUCCCGCCCAGCCAGUGUCCCAGAAUUCAUUGUUCAUGCACCACACCCAGUGCUGCGUGAGCUCAUUACUGCCUGCUGCGGAGCUGCGCGGCCCUGGCGGGUCACCUGGAACCAGGUAACGAGGUAACCUGCUUGGAGCAUCUCGUGGGGAAGGAGCUGCGCUGACUGCACGGAACAGCUCUGAAUUUGCGGAGACAGUCGGACCCUCCUACGAAAUGAACACAGCCAAUAUCACUUUUAAUUAAGUGCCACCCUGUGACUCCCACUUCGGUGUUCUGAAUCUAGAAUGCACUCCCGCCCCCGCCUCGCCCCAUCCCGUUCCACGCGCACACAUGCACGCUCUCUUACUAGCGCCUGAAAUGCCAGCUCCUGCCCUAAUUAUCCCUAACUCAAGGUACCUUCGGACUUGUUUCCUCUGAGGCUGGCCAUAGGGAAGAACUGCUUUUGAAUCUUAUCAAGUAAAUACCCUCCGCUUUCAGCUCUGUGCCCACUCUGUGCUCAGCUCUCACAUCUCUGCAGAGGACGUAGUUCAUUUAUGUGGUAAAUAUCGACCGAGGGUCAGCUUUAUGCCAACACCAAACCAGGCUCCAGGGUUUCAAAGAAAACACCUCUCCUCCCUUUCCUCUCCUGUAAUCUUGUCGCUUACUCUCUUUCAGGUCUGUAUUUUCAGUCACCUUGGGCCCUAUCUGCAUAGCUGUUUCAUUGUUCUGCUCAAAUGCAGCGCGGCGCGUGGAAUGUUAAAUAUAGAGACACAGUCCAUACCUGCCAAGAGCUAUUAUUUUUAUCUGUCUACCCUUUCACACCAACUACACUAUUUCUGUCAGUGUUGUAGUCAUUCUCUCAGUCUUCCAGAGAAGAAGAUUUGGAGCUAAUUUGCCCUCUUAUUAGACUGUUAG